Molecule: messenger RNA, 289 nt
Organism: Suillus subaureus
Lineage: Eukaryota; Fungi; Basidiomycota; Agaricomycetes; Boletales; Suillaceae
Exons: 1
Coding region: 5-205 (66 amino acids)
Source: RefSeq, a predicted model, not a curated record
CUGGAUGGCGCUGAAUUUGCGCCCAAAUACCCAAACGCAUCCUAGAAGCUUGGACAUCGUGACAUUACACACCGACCUUUCGAGGAAACUGUCCCCUGCUACAAACCGUAUAAAGCUCGACGCUCACCUUCAUCAAACCAGUUCUCAAUCGCACUUACUUCAAGUCACAGACUCUCAGCUCGUCUCAUCACGUCUAGCAAUCUGAUAUUUCAGUUUCCGGCAUUUACAAGACCUGUAACGUCAAUUUCAAGACUAAUCAGGUGUUUGACUUGCAAGGCGGAGGUGUCAA